CUUUGUAUAGAAAAUAGAUGCGCACAUCACAUGGCGUGACCUCCUUUUUGCAUUGUGUCUCUCUCCCACAUCACUACUGCCUGAUGCUAGCUGCUGCCAUAUAUAGCCCCGGCGGCCCUCUACAUACAGGCAAGCAAGCAAGCUAAGACUUUGCUAGGUAAUAAGCAAGGUAUUGGUAGGUGAUCGAUGGUGUACGGCGAUAGCAUGGACGCAGCAAGGAUCGUGGGGUAUUUCAAGGGCAAGAGCAUCCUCGUCACAGGCUCAACUGGCUUUCUUGGAAAGAUUCUUGUGGAGAAGAUACUCCGGGUGCAGCCUGAUGCCAACAAGCUGUACCUUCUGGUCCGGGGGACGGACGCAUCAUCUGCACAGCAACGCGUCCAACAAGAGGUGAUUGACUCCGAGCUGUUCGGCCUGCCGAGGGAGAAGCACGGCGCCGACGGGUUCCAGCAGUUCAUCCAAGACAAAGUUGUUGCUCUGUCCGGAGACAUCAUCCACGAGAACCUCGGGCUGGAGGCUCCCAUGCUCAAGGAUCUGGCAGAGGAGAUCGACGUCAUUGUUAACAUUGCGGCAACAACAAACUUCUACGGAAGAUAUGAUGUCUCGUUGGACGUGAACGUGAUGGGGGUGAAGCACCUGUGCCACUUCGCCAAGCAGUGUCCCAGGCUCAAGAUGCUCAUGCAGGUCUCCACGGCUUAUGUAUGCAGCGACAGGGAGGGCCUCAUCCUGGAGAAGCCCAUCGAGCCCGGCGAGUCGCUGCGGGAAGGCACCUACCUUGACGUCGACGCCGAGCUGCGGCUCGUCAGAGAAGCCAAGAAGGAGCUCGUGAUGAUGAACUCCUCCAGCGACGGCGACGCCCGCAAGACGGCCGAGAGGAAGGCCAUGAAGGAGCUGGGCCUCCAGCGUGCUCGCCACUUCGGGUGGUCCAACACCUACGUCUUCACCAAGGCCAUAGGGGAGAUGCUGCUGGGGCAGCUCCGCGGCGACAUGCCCGUGGUGGUGAUGCGCCCCAGCAUCAUCACCAGCGUCCGGGCGGACCCGCUGCCGGGGUGGAUGCAGGGCACGCGCACCAUCGACACGCUCAUCAUCGGCUACGCCAAGCAGAACCUCUCGUGCUUCCUCGGCGACCUCAGCGUGGUCGUGGACGUCGUCCCGGGGGACAUGGUGGCGAACGCCAUGAUGGCGGCGAUGGUGGAGCACUCGGAGGAGAAGGGCGCGGCGGCGGUGCCGGUGUACCACGCCACCUCGUCGCUGCGCAACCCGGCGACCUACUCCGUGCUCUACGAGGCCGGCCGCCGGCACUUCUACGAGAACCCGCGCGUGGGGAAGAACGGGGAGAUCGUCCCCACCAGAGAGAUGUGCUUCUUCACCACCAUCGCGCGCUUCCACCUCUACAUGCUGCUCACCUUCAAGCUGCCAUUAGAGAUUCUGCACUUGGUGAAUCUGCUGCUUUGUGGGCUCUUCUCGCGGCUUUACAACGACCUCAACCGCAAGUACAAGUUUGUGAUGCAUCUUGUCGACGUCUAUGGACCCUUCGCCUUCUUCAAUGGAUGUUUUGAUGACAUGAACUUGGAGCGGCUGAGGCUGAAGAUGGCAAUGAAGACUCCUGAGGAUCACAUGUUCAACUUCGACCCCAAGACCAUCGACUGGGAUGAUUACUUCACCAAAAUCCACAUACCUGGAGUUCUCAAGUAUUUGUGCAAGUGAAAUCUCAUAUGCUUGCGCUUCUCCGCCUUCUUCAUAUAGAAAAUAAAGCUCAUAUAUGUUGUGAAAAAAAAUACCAUUAAUCCGUUUGUCGUACAUGCAUGGGUGACUAUCAAGGAAAUAAAAGAAAAGGCGGCGUACUACAAGUAGACUACAUUGUUAGUACUUGUAUAUCUUAAAUAGUGAGAGACGUAUGCGCAUGUAUUAGGAAGCAACCUGCUAUCUGUAGUCUGAACUUGUACUCCUCAAAUAAAUACAGAGCAAAUAUGAUGAGUAAACUA
Messenger RNA from Panicum hallii, 1982 nucleotides. RefSeq names its product fatty acyl-CoA reductase 1-like. The transcript has 7 exons. Gene Ontology annotation, cellular component: intracellular membrane-bounded organelle. The record is from RefSeq and is a predicted model, not a curated record. The coding region runs from base 187 to 1704 and encodes 505 amino acids. Gene Ontology annotation, biological process: suberin biosynthetic process; long-chain fatty-acyl-CoA metabolic process. Gene Ontology annotation, molecular function: alcohol-forming very long-chain fatty acyl-CoA reductase (NADP+) activity. Lineage: Eukaryota; Viridiplantae; Streptophyta; Magnoliopsida; Poales; Poaceae.